Molecule: messenger RNA, 395 nt
Organism: Hevea brasiliensis (rubber tree)
Lineage: Eukaryota; Viridiplantae; Streptophyta; Magnoliopsida; Malpighiales; Euphorbiaceae
Exons: 3
Coding region: 13-369 (118 amino acids)
Source: RefSeq, a predicted model, not a curated record
UACAAGGCACUAAUGUGCAAUGUUAGGAAAGGAAAAUCCAAGGUCAUCGUGCCUAAUAGUACAAUGCCAAAAUGGAAGGAAGCAUGGAGUAGCCCAAAGUUCCAAGCUAAGAGCCAUCAGUUCACUGCUAACCGCUGUAGUGAGAUAAGGGGAGUUGGGGCAGGCAUUUCUGAACACACAGGGGGUUCAGUUUCACAUGCUACUCAUAUAUAUAGAAUGCUUGGGCGAAGACCUUUUCCUUGUGAACUUUUCCAUAAGACCGCACCUCAGAUAUGGUUGAUGCACAAGCCCAAGCAAUUAAGGAUACAUUUUUGGUGCUUAAGGAGCAGUCGAUGGCAUUGGAUCCCAAGCAUCAAUUUUCUACCCUAGCUCAUCGCAUGGAUCAUCUUCUACUG